Messenger RNA from Mugil cephalus (flathead mullet), 1402 nucleotides. Its product is annotated as gastricsin-like. The transcript has 9 exons. Gene Ontology annotation, biological process: proteolysis. The record is from RefSeq and is a predicted model, not a curated record. The coding region runs from base 35 to 1192 and encodes 385 amino acids. NCBI's taxonomy places the organism in Eukaryota, Metazoa, Chordata, Actinopteri, Mugiliformes, Mugilidae. Gene Ontology annotation, molecular function: aspartic-type endopeptidase activity.
UCCGUCCGGGAGAGGUGUGCAAAGAGAAGAGAUCAUGAAGUGUCUUGUUGCUGUUCUGGUCUUUGUAGUGCUCGCAGAGGGAAUCAAGAUCCCUCUGCAAAAGAGCAAGUCUAUUCGUGAGGCCCUGAGAGAGAAAGGGAUUGAGAUUCCUUACCAGGACCCAGCCCAGAAGUACCAGAACAAUGAGUUUGCCGCAGUUGGGAUGUACAUCAACAACUACGCUGAUACGACCUACUACGGAGCCAUCAGUGCUGGAACACCCCCCCAGUCCUUCCAGGUGCUGUUUGACACCGGCUCUGCCAACCUGUGGGUGGACUCAACCCACUGUAACACUCAGGCGUGCAACACACACAAGAAGUUCAACCCCCAGCAGUCCUCCACCUACUCCUCAAAUGGUCAGACCUUCUACCUGCCCUACGGAGCCGGGAGCCUUAAUGGAGUCUUUGGCUAUGACACUGUCAAUGUCGGCGGAAUUGUAAUCUCUAACCAGGAGAUUGGUCUGAGCACAAACGAGCCUGGCCAGAACUUUGUGGUGGCCCAGUUUGAUGGCAUCCUUGGCUUGUCCUAUCCAGCCAUCUCAGCUGGAGGAGAGACCCCCGUCUUUGACAACAUGAUGUCUCAACGCCUGCUGAAUGCCGACAUUUUCGCUUUCUACCUGUCUAGGAACGGACAGCAAGGCAGUGUGCUCUCUUUCGGAGAAGUGGACCAGAACAUGUACCGGGGCCAGAUCUACUGGACUCCUGUCACCUCUGAAACCUACUGGCAGAUUGGCGUGCAGGGAUUCCAGAUUAACAAUCAGGAGACCGGCUGGUGCUCACAGGGAUGCCAGGCCAUCGUGGACACUGGAACCUCCAUGCUGACAGCCCCAAGCCAGGUCAUAGGUGGCAUCAUGCAGUCCAUUGGAGCCCAGCGGAACCAGUACGGACAGUAUAUGGUGAACUGCGCCCAGAUCAACAACUUGCCAACUCUCAGCUUUGUCAUCAGUGGAGUUGCCUUCCCUCUGCCUCCUUCUGCUUACAUCAUGCAGCAUUACCAGAACGGAUACCAGUUCUGCUCCGUGGGCAUCACCCCCACCUACCUGCCCUCUCAUAACGGUCAGCCGCUGUGGAUCUUCGGAGACGUGUUCCUGAGGGAGUACUACUCCGUCUAUGACCGCGCCUACAACCGCGUUGGCUUCGCCACCGCUGCCUAAGUGACAUCGGGGUGACGUAACCCGACCAGGAAGUUGAGCUGAUCAUAGGUUUUUGUCUGCUUCUAUGCUAUUAGCAUCUCCUCUGGGAUUAUUCCAAACAAUCAUUAAUUAAAAUACGUAUUUUGCUUUGGACAUGGACAUGUUAAAAGCUGAAAAACUGAAAUGUGAUCACCAUGGAGCAGACUAAAAAAUAAAGAGCAAAAAUUCAAA